Messenger RNA from Gloeophyllum trabeum ATCC 11539, 1521 nucleotides. RefSeq names its product homeobox-domain-containing protein. Gene Ontology annotation, molecular function: DNA-binding transcription factor activity, RNA polymerase II-specific; RNA polymerase II cis-regulatory region sequence-specific DNA binding. Lineage: Eukaryota; Fungi; Basidiomycota; Agaricomycetes; Gloeophyllales; Gloeophyllaceae. The record is from RefSeq and is a predicted model, not a curated record. Gene Ontology annotation, biological process: cell differentiation; regulation of transcription by RNA polymerase II. Bases 1 to 1521 code for a protein of 506 amino acids. The transcript is spliced from 8 exons.
AUGGACAACCACUUUCCCUCUGAUGAUCAUUUCCACCCUCAUUUACCCAAUCACGGCAUUCCCUCCGACCAGCAUGCGCUUUACCGCAUACCCAGCUCCCAGUCGAUGGGCCCUGCAGCUUCUCCAGGACAGGCUACGUCCCUGUAUCCCGCUCCCGUGAUGCAGCAACGCCGGCCUUCCAUGGAGCAAGAUAUGUACGCCAGUUCGUGUAUUCCCCCCUCCUGCCUUCCCCCCGGGACCGACCCGACAUCUGUGGACUUUCGCACCUUCUAUCCCUACGUUCCAAAUGAAGUGAAGCACCGGAGGCGGACGAGCCGGCAGCAAUUGAAAGUCUUGGAAGCUACCUUCAAGGACCAGACGAAGCCGAACGGCGUGUUGCGAAAAAGGCUCGCGCAGGAGCUCCAUAUGACUCCGAGAAGUGUGCAGGUAUGGUUUCAGAAUAGGCGUGCAAAAGAGAAGACGUUGGCAAACAAGAAAUCAGACGCCAAAGGCAACAAAGGCAAGCCCGAUAACAGCCCGAUUCCAGAAGAUAUGCCGUCUCCGUCGCAUUCAUCUGCUUCCGACCUUCGGACAAUGUCUGAACGUACAGAAUCGCCCGAAAUUGUGGAGGUCAAGGGACCAGUGUCCGCUCCAGAGAUGUCCUCACCGGAGCCCGCCAGCGAGUCACCAGCAGCUCGCCCGAUAGCUCCCCGCUUGCCCUUGCAAAGCCAUUCAAGCCCAGCCUUCUCGACGAUACCGGAGAACAGCGGUAGCAUCCAUUGUCGGCACCCAAUGCUGUCUGACAAUGAGCUCCAGAACUUCCGUCGAGGCUCCUUGCCGACGAUUGUGUAUCGAAACCUGCCUGGUCCAUCGGACGAGUCUUUGGCAAAGAGGCGGUCUUCUGUUGAUGCACGGGCACCGCCCAUCAGCAACUUCCCGCCGGACUACAACGAAUCUACAGACCUCAAGGCGUAUUCUUUCCCAUCUUCUGCUCGAAAGGAAGGAGACAGUGUGGACGACUCUUCGUCGUCGUAUGACCAAUCCAUAUCGCCACGCGGUUCAAUCUCGUCUGUCGCCGAUAGCGAGUCGAGUGUGACGAGCGCCUGGUACUCUGAUGUUGGAAGCGUGGGAUGUGGUUCUGUCGAGUAUCCUCACGGGUUCCAUCCUGAUUCGCGUAGGGAGUCUUGUGCCUCUGGUAUUUUAGUCGCAUUUUCAGGGCUGGACGUCGGUGGUUCUCCGAGCGCUGCGACAUUCUCGCCGCCGGACGGACAAGCUGUGGACGCGUCGGCGUCCCCGCAUCAGCCGGACCAAGACAGCGCAGGAAGUCCUCGGAUGGAGGAACCUGCUCAGUCAAUCCCGAUAUCUACAUCGAGCGAGCUGGCGCAUGCGUUCGCGGUGAAGCAGGAGGAGUUCCCGAAGACCCAUACUAGUGGAAGCGAUGGUGGGUUCAUGAAUUCCAGUUUGGGUACAGGGAUGGUCGCGGAAGACACGAAAGUCGGCCCCGCAGGCGGAUGUCCAAGCCUCGUCGGCUUCGUCUUCUGA